AAAUUGAAAGAUUUGGAACGCGAGUUAGCCGAAAGACCACGUGCACCAACACAACGCAGCAGGACCUCUGAGGAUGACGUGCUUGGUGAUCGUAUCAGUAUCGGACCUGAUGGACCCAAAGGCCCAUCAGCCGCUGCUGGUGCAGGUGCAGCUGGAACCACCACAAGCACAACAACCACUUAUGACUCGGAAACCACUCAGAUACGAAUCAAAGAAAUCAAUGACAAAUGGAAGUUGGAUGUGGAGAAACUUGAGAAUGAAAAGGUACCGUAUCUUAACAACGCAUACCAAUAA
Messenger RNA from Anisakis simplex (herring worm), 294 nucleotides. The record is from the annotation of a GenBank genome assembly. Lineage: Eukaryota; Metazoa; Nematoda; Chromadorea; Rhabditida; Anisakidae.